GCUUCAGGUGGAGUUAUGCAGGGUGUGGUUCAGAUGUGUGCACGCCCACACUCACGCGCAGCGUUUAUGAGAGUGUUUUCCUCCCCUCUCUCUCUCCACCGGGUUUCUCUCACGACCGCGUCUCUCUCUCUCCCCGUCCGCUCACCGAGCUUCAUCGGGCGCCUGCAGCUCAGCGAUCUCCUUCCUGUUGGAAAUCCACCAAAGACGCUAAAGAUGGCCUUCAGAGGAACCGUUAAAGCCAGUGCUAACUUCAAAGCCAGUGCAGAUGCCGAGGUCCUGCACAAGGCCAUGAAAGGACUCGGGACUGAUGAGGCCGCCAUCCUGCAGCUGCUGACUGCUCGCAGCAACGCCCAGAGGCAGGAGAUCAAGGCCAGCUACAAGACCCUGUUUGGAAAGGAUCUGGUGCAUGACCUGAAGGGAGAGCUGGGUGGGAAGUUUGAGACGCUGGUUGUGGCUCUUAUGACUCCACCUCUUACUUACGAUGUGACAUCACUUCACCAUGCCAUCAAGGGGGCAGGAACAGAUGAGAAGGUGCUGGUGGAGAUUCUCGCCUCCAGAACACCUCAGCAGGUGAAGGACAUCAUCGCUGCUUACAAAACUGAGUAUGACCACGACCUGGAGAAGGAUAUAUGCGGUGACACUUCAGGUCACUUCCAGAGGCUUCUGGUUAUUCUGCUACAGGCAAGCAGACAGACUGGUAUUCAGGAGGCAAACAUUGAGAGUGAUGCUCAGGCCCUGUUUAAGGCCGGCGAGCAGAAGUAUGGGACUGAUGAACAAUCGUUCAUCACCAUCCUGGGCAACCGGAGCGCCGAACAUCUGAGGAAAGUGUUCGAUGCUUACACGAAGCUGUCUGGAUAUGAGAUGGAGGAGAGCAUCAAGAGGGAAACUUCUGGAAGCCUGAGAGCCCUGCUUCUCGCCGUAGUGAAAUGUGCCAGGAGCGUUCCAUCCUAUUUUGCAGAGACCCUGUACUACGCCAUGAAGGGUGCAGGAACGGAUGACGACACCCUGAUCAGGGUGAUGGUGACCCGUUGUGAGGUGGACAUGUUGGAUAUCAGAGCUGCAUUCAGAAGGAUGUUUGCUUGCUCCCUGCAUUCAAUGAUCAAGGGGGAUACUAACGGCGACUACCGGAAGACUUUACUGUUGCUCUGCGGGGGAGAUGAUGCGUAACCGUGGCAACGACCCUUCUGAAGUGCCACCUUUUAUAUCAAGUUUUAUUUGUAUUUGGAAAAAAAAGAGUCAAAACCUCUGAGUUUUUAAAAGGUAGCUAACAUUUUAUCCUAAUUCUUGCAGCUUUUUAGUCCACUAAUAACUUCACUCUACCUGGUGUCGUAUCAUUUAUUUGUAAUGUUAACAUUUUGUUUGCACUUUGGCAGAACCAGUAAAUGCAUAAAUAAAUGUUUCUAUUAAUGAAGGUC
Messenger RNA from Nothobranchius furzeri (turquoise killifish), 1415 nucleotides. It is a transcript of the gene anxa5b, whose product is annotated as annexin A5b. The record is from RefSeq and is a predicted model, not a curated record. Lineage: Eukaryota; Metazoa; Chordata; Actinopteri; Cyprinodontiformes; Nothobranchiidae. Gene Ontology annotation, molecular function: calcium-dependent phospholipid binding; calcium ion binding. Gene Ontology annotation, cellular component: cytoplasm; sarcolemma. Gene Ontology annotation, biological process: negative regulation of coagulation.